This is a messenger RNA of Drosophila busckii, 2002 nucleotides long. RefSeq names its product 2-hydroxyacyl-CoA lyase 1 (gene Hacl). Gene Ontology annotation, biological process: fatty acid alpha-oxidation. NCBI's taxonomy places the organism in Eukaryota, Metazoa, Arthropoda, Insecta, Diptera, Drosophilidae. Bases 95 to 1801 code for a protein of 568 amino acids. Gene Ontology annotation, cellular component: peroxisome. The record is from RefSeq and is a predicted model, not a curated record. The transcript is spliced from 4 exons. Gene Ontology annotation, molecular function: magnesium ion binding; catalytic activity; thiamine pyrophosphate binding.
AUUUUAUAAAUACUUAAGCAUUUUAGUACUUAGGCACAGUUGGAACGCGACCACCGCUCAUUAAAUUAACAAUUCGCACAACAAACACAAUAAAAUGGCUGAAGUUGAAGCUGUGCAAAUUAUAGCAGAGUCGCUCAAGCAACAGGGCGUGGAAUAUGUAUUCGGCAUUAUUGGCAUACCCGUUAUCGAGCUGUCCAUGGCCUUUCAGGCAGCUGGACUCAAGUACAUUGGCAUGCGUAAUGAGCAGGCGGCCUGCUAUGCGGCUCAAGCAAUUGGCUAUCUGACGGGCAAGCCUGGCGUCUGCUUGGUGGUCUCUGGACCGGGUCUGCUGCAUGUGACGGGUGGCAUGGCCAAUGCGCAGGUUAACUGCUGGCCUUUAAUUGUGAUUGGUGGAGCAACGAAUCAGGAUCAUGAGGGCAUUGGCGGCUUUCAAGAGUGCCCACAAGUGGAGCUCUCGCGUCCCUACUGCAAGUAUGCUGCACGCCCACCGACGGCAGCUCUGAUACCGCUGCAUGUCGAGAAGGCAGUGCGCUAUGCCACCUAUGGCCGUCCUGGUGUUGCCUACUUGGAUUUCCCUGGCAACAUUCUGCAGUCAAAGGCGCAAGAGGACAAGAUUUACAAAGCUUUGGCGCAUCCAGCUCCGCCUUUGGCCUAUCCGCCACAUGAUGAAGUCAUUCGCGCUGCACGUCUGCUGCGCCAGGCCAAGCGUCCGCUGGUCAUCAUCGGCAAGGGCGCUGGCUAUGCCCAUGCCGAGCACAUAUUGCGUCAUUUUAUUGAGAAUACAAAUCUGCCGUUUUUGCCAACGCCCAUGGGCAAGGGCGUCGUCUCCGAUACGGCGCCUCAAUGCGUAAGCUCGGCACGCACAUUGGCGCUGCAGCAGGCCGAUGUGGUGUUGCUGCUGGGCGCUAGGCUGAACUGGAUUUUGCACUUUGGACGCGCUCCACGUUACGACAAAGAUGUCAAGUUUAUACAGGUGGACCUUUGUCCCGAAGAGUUGCACAACUCGGUGGUCUCCUCGGUGGCCAUUCAGUCGGAUAUACGUCCCUUUGCCGAGCAGCUGUUUGAGCAAAUGAAUGCAGUGAACUUCCGCUUUGGCUACGAGCAGGAAUGGUGGAAGAAACUGGCGGCCAAGUGCCGACAGAAUCGCGAUACUGUGGCGCAAAUGUCCAUGAACACCUCGACGCCACUGAACUACUAUGCAGUCUUCCACCAUCUGCGUGAGCUCUUGCCCAAGGACACCAUAAUUGUGAGCGAAGGCGCCAAUACUAUGGACAUUGGACGCUCCAUGCUGUUCAAUGAGCAGCCGCGUCAUCGCCUCGACGCUGGCACCUUUGGCACCAUGGGCGUGGGUCCAGGUUUUGCCGUUGCUGCUGCGCUAUAUUGCCGCGACUUUGCGCCCGGCAAGCGCGUGCUUUGCGUUGAAGGCGACAGCGCCUUUGGCUUCUCGGGCAUGGAGAUCGAGACAAUGGUGCGCUAUAAGCUACCAGUGACCAUUGUAAUUGUGAAUAACAACGGCAUUUAUGGUGGCUUCGAUAAGGACACCUUUGAGGCCAUACGCAGCGACGGCGAUCUCACACAAAUCACGCCACCAUCGGCAUUGGGCGUGCAGGUGCGCUAUGAGGAGAUGAUGAAAAUGUUUGGCAUGCAAGGCUACUUCUGCACCGAAAUCGAACAGCUGCAGUCGGCGAUUAAGGCAGCCAAUCAGCUCAAGGACAGGCCCACCAUUAUCAAUGUGGCCAUCAGUCCCUCGUCGGAUCGCAAGCCACAGUCGUUCAACUGGCUCACCGAAUCGAAACUUUAAGACAAUCUAUUGUCGUUCGUAGUUUGUAAGCGCACAGUUUUUGAGCAUUCCUAAAAGAAUUAUUUUCUAAAAAAAAAAAUGUAACUGCAUUUGCAACGAUAUUUACUUUGUAUAUACACAAGCACACACACACACAAACACACGCACACGUUUUAUAUAACCCAAUGUACGCCACUUUAUAGAUAAAUAGUUUAAAAAUUG